Daldinia vernicosa is the source of this 2806-nucleotide messenger RNA. RefSeq names its product fungal-specific transcription factor domain-containing protein. The transcript is spliced from 4 exons. The record is from RefSeq and is a predicted model, not a curated record. Gene Ontology annotation, cellular component: nucleus. Gene Ontology annotation, molecular function: zinc ion binding; DNA-binding transcription factor activity, RNA polymerase II-specific; DNA binding. The coding region runs from base 396 to 2564 and encodes 722 amino acids. NCBI's taxonomy places the organism in Eukaryota, Fungi, Ascomycota, Sordariomycetes, Xylariales, Hypoxylaceae. Gene Ontology annotation, biological process: regulation of DNA-templated transcription; DNA-templated transcription.
UAGUCGAGUAUGGAGUAUGUAGCUGUGCAAGCAAAGAUACCCUCAGUUCCUAUUGGAUACCCCCGCAAAUACUCUCGAUCCCCCGCGCAAGGAACCCUGGUGUAGCGUUUUAUUUAAUUAGAUGAACCCCCCGACUCGACCCGUCGUGUGGUUGCAGCAGGGUGGAACGCAUUGCGUCUUGCUUACGGUACUCGGCUCUGUCGGUCUGUCUUACUGAUGAUUGGGUAUGUUAACCCCCAUCAACCCCUUGGAUUCGAGGAACCUUUGAUAACAAGACCGACAAGUCAUUAAAAAAAGAAAGGCAUUACCAACGACGACCCGAUAAGCUAUAUUAAAGGGUAUCCAAUGAACGAAUAAGGAUAAUAAAUACCUAGCCGCAGGAUUCGUUGCCACCAAUGACCGAGGCUCUGCGGCCUCUGCGACCUUUGCAGGCACAGGUUUCCAGCGAUGCUCACGAUCCGCAGAGUCCGCAGCUCGGGCCAGGGCCGACACUUAACCCCGUAUCCGUACCGGAUCCGCUGACGAAGCGAGCAAUUUGCUCUCAGUGCAGAAUAAGAAAGGUCCGAUGUGACGGUAGACCAAACCUCUGCCAAAACUGCGAUCGGCUAGGCUUCGAAUGCUCAUUCCAGCAGUCCCCCGGCAAGGCGCCGGGCCAAUACGUGGUGAAGCUGCCGGAGCGGCGGCGGCGUAUGCAGGCGUGCAUCCCGUGCCACUCCAAGAAAACCCGAUGUCUCGGGGAACUCCCGAGCUGCUCCAGUUGUGUCCGCAGAAACCGCGUCUGUACCUAUCCCCGGACUAGGAGAGCCGGGAUCAUUGCUCGCGGCCCCGACGCAGCCGAAGGUUCGGGGACCGACGAUAGACCGGCGCAUGCAUCUCCCGGUCAGGACAUCGGGAUGGUAGGCCAGGCGGAAGGGUCUGCGCUGGAUUAUGAGACGACGCUAGGUUUAGUCGAGGACUACUUCCGGCAUUUAUAUCCGCUGCCGUCGUUUUCUUUCUUUCACAAGGCGACUGUCCUUCAAAGGUGCAAGGACCAGACGAUAAACGAAACCCUGAAGCUAUCAAUAUGCGCUAUUACAGCGUUACAGCUCCAACGCACUUCGCUCUGCCACGAUCUAUGGAUCCAACAAGCCGAGCAGUCGAUCCUACAGCAAAUAGGCCGGGCCUCUAUCUUCCACCUACAAGCACUACUCCUCGUGAUCCGGUAUAAGAUCGAAAGCGGGGAUUUCCCAACAGCAUUCAUGUUAGCUGCGCUCGCAGCGCGAACGGCGUUAGCCCUCCGUCUGAACUACGAGCGCCCGGAGCUAUCUGACGUCGCGCAAGAAGCGCGUAGGCGGCUCUUCUGGGCAUUAUAUCUACUCGAUGACUUCUUCUGCGUGGGGCUUAGAGAGUUCGAAUUAUGUCCGGAAGAGACGAUCCACCUCCAGCUGCCCUGCGAUGAGGAUUACUUUGAGAUGGGCCGAUUCGUACAUACCGGCUUGCUCCGGCCCGGGCCCUCGGAGUCUUUAGUGACUGUGGGUUUACGCGGCGUAUUUCUCCGUUUAACAUCUGUUCGACGGGCGGUUAUGAGGUUCAACCGCCGCGUCGGACUAGGCGAGGAACUAUCCUCAACAAUUAGCUCUAGCAUCCGACGCAUCGAAGAAGAACUUCGAUCGCUUAAAGCGACUCUCCGGCCAGUCGAUCAAUACUCGGUAUCCAACAUGACAUGCAGCAAAUGGCCAGCCCAAUUCAUCAUGCUGCACAUGUCCUGGCACCAAUGCCACUGCGACUUGUACCGCCUCUGUCUAGACGGGUACAGCGAAGCGGCCCCAUCUCCGGUCCUAGCAGUGCUCCACCCGCGGGACCGAGUCGCCAUGCAGUUCAAGUGUCUCGAGCACGCCGAGAACAUCAUCCGGAUCGUGUCCGAUUUCUCAAACUAUGAGGACGGGGAGUGUCUUCUCGAGCGCGAUGCUGCCGUCUGCGCGUUUGAGAGCGCGCGCCUGGUUAUGUUUGGCUCGCGAAUACCGGGAGCGGCGUCGAGUCUCGAUGUUGCGAUAAACAAAGCCAAGCUAUCACUCAGUCUGAUCACGAGGUUCUUCCCCUAUUCUGCUUCGACACAACCCCUACGAAAGGACUUAGAACGCUUAAUAGCAAGCUACUCCGUACGCCUCGCCCUACAGACGCAAGGAACGCCCUCCGAACCCGACCCCCCACCCUCAGCACGCCCCUCAACAAAAGUCUCCCAGUACGCCAGUUCGCGCCAGCGGCUCUCCGUCCAAAGCCUACUUCUCCAAUCAGAUUUCGUCGACGACAGCCACGAUAUCGCAGGCCCGACGCCCCCACCCGAGACCCAUACCCUCCAAGCUACCGCCCAGACAACCCACGUCUACGGCCAAAGCAGCGAGGACCCCACAUCUGCUGCCAAAGCGCAGCAAUGGAACACGGCAGGGAAUGGGCAGCUACCAUCUCCUGGGCUGUCUCUCGAUGCGGGACAGGAAGAUGCGGGGUUGAUUUUCAACCCUUGGAUGGGCUUUACCGGUACCGAGGAUAUGUCCGGGCGGCCUCCGGGACUCGACGACGAGUUCUAGCGAAUCGAUGGGGAUUCUAUGAUAUAACAUGAUACGUGUGCGGCAAAGGGAAGCGAUGCCGUUGUAUAUGCCCGUGACGAAGAUUUCCGCCACUAGAAAUAUGAGUAGUCGGCAAGGAGCUGGACUACUACACAUGUGUUUAAAAGAUCUAUAUAUUUGUAAGGGGAGAAAGUCGUGGUCAAUUUCCAUAUAUCUGGGCUACUAUGAGCACUAACAUAUCCUGAGUUUAAAAUAUAUAAUUU